Messenger RNA from Chelmon rostratus (copperband butterflyfish), 2811 nucleotides. RefSeq names its product C-type lectin domain containing 11A (gene clec11a). The transcript has 5 exons. The record is from RefSeq and is a predicted model, not a curated record. The coding region runs from base 37 to 849 and encodes 270 amino acids. NCBI's taxonomy places the organism in Eukaryota, Metazoa, Chordata, Actinopteri, Chaetodontiformes, Chaetodontidae.
CGCUCCAGUAAAAGCAGAGUUAUUCGGAGGCAGAAAAUGGGACCGGCUGCCACCUCGCUCGCUCUCCUGUCUCUGUGCUCUCUGGGUCUGUGUGUUCCUGCAGGGACGGCUGACGCUGCACCAACUCAGGCGUCUCUGCCAGAGGUGAAGAAGGCGAGAGGGGACGUUCCUGACAUCCUUCCAGAGCCCGAACCAGAGCCGACCAGCCCGGUGUCAGACUUUGAAAACUCGUACAACUAUGUCUUGUCCAGACUGGCCGACAUGGACCAAGCCAUCCACAAGCUGAACGUAGGUCACUACACUCUGGAUGUGAAAGUCAGCCAGCUGUUGGACCGUCUGUCCAGGAUGGACGCUAAAGUCGGGGAGCUGGAGGACAACAUCCAGGAGGUCUACCAACACAGCAAGGACAACCGCAAGGAGACAGGACGACUGGAAGGUUGCCAAAAGGGACGCAGGGUGGGAUACAAGUGUUAUCUCGUGUACAACAGCUACGAGGACUACGCUGGAGCGUCCAGGAAGUGCCUGGAACGAGGCGGCCGCAUGGCGAUGCCCCGCGACCGGAAGGAGCAGGAGGCCCUCGCCGACUACGUCAAGUCCUUCUUCCACCCGGGGAACUGGCCCGUCUGGCUGGGCGUCAACGACCUGCGAUCUGAGGGCAUGUAUCUUUUCGAUGACGGGACGCGCGUCUCGUACUUCCAGUGGCGCAAACACUUCCUGUCCAGCCAGCCGGAUGGAGGGAGGCGGGAGAACUGUGUGGCGAUGUCAUCGGACGACGGCGACUGGUGGGACCACUACUGCGAUCGGACCAUGAACUAUCUGUGCGAGUUUGAUGACAGAGUGGCACUUUAAAUGACCUCCUCAGAAAGCUUUACUCUCUCUCACCGUGAACUUUGACCUCCAGCUGAUCAGCAGAAGUAUUUUCAAAUAACUUAUUUCCCCUGAAAGGACAUUUUGAACAUACCUGCACUGGUUGUUUCAGGUGAGGAAGUCUUCAAUCUCUGUAGGAAACUAGUCUGUUUUAAUAUGAAUAUUCAGUAUAAUAUCUACUGUAUAUGCAGUUAGUGUAGCAUGGGGGGGCACGUGUAUUUUUAGUGCAGAAUAGAGGCUCUGCGGUAAUUCACUGGCAACAAAGUCCGUGUGACCAGCUCAGCUUGAACGCUUCCUGUUCCAGCAGCCCGCUGGCGGCCGGUAUGAGAGGUUACAGCUGUUUAUCGUUCUUCACACAAACGCUACCAUUCAUCCUUCCGCUCAUGUUAAACACUGUUCAUUAAUCGGUUUGUAGGCGAUUUCAAGACACAGUCACAACAGGAGGCAGAAUAAACGCCAACAACCGUUUCUAAAAUCGAGGCAACUCACCGAUUCCGUCUCUCAGUGAUCCACACAUCAAUAAAACUCAGACAGAACGGUCUGGAAACAUCCGCAAAGGUCCAGAAGAUCCACCGCAGUGAAGACAUUCAGUCCAAAACAAGAUAAUAAUCCACAGAAAAAUAUCACACACAACCUGAAGUGAUAAAUAUAGUAAAUGGCUGUAAAUGUAAAGAUAUACAGCCCAAACAUUGGUAUAAAUACCUUAAAUAUGAAUAAAGAUGGCCAAAAUGUAGAUUUAAAAAAAUAUAUAAGUACAGAUAUUUAUGUGGAUACAUAUAAUAAAUAGCCUUUUUUAGAGGACGCCUACAUAUACCACCAGAGAAAACAUGGAAAUAUUCAGUUUCUGUGGUGUCAUUACCAGUUUUUAUUGAACCUGGACCAGGAUCAGGCUUCAUGCUGUGGUUUCAUUGUGUUUUCCAGCUAAUUAGUCCCAGAUAAAAUCAUCUGCAGGCAUAAAAACCUUCUACUUCACUGUGUUCAAACCUCUGUGCCUCAAAGCCAGCAGCACUGACACUGAUUCUGACUGCUGGAGAUAAAGUUCAGAGUGUUUCCUUUCUAAAGAGACCAGAACCCUGCAGGCCCUCCAGAAGGUUCAAGAACAGCUGCCCUGGAGAGGCGUUUCUACUGGACCGGUCAAAGAGUCCAAGCUGCCGCCACCAGAGCGCUGAUGUGAAGCUCUGUUUCAAAUUCUGAAAAUAAAAUACAUGGUUCAGAUUUUCAGGUGAAACACACGUCUCAAAUGUGCAGGACUUCAUCAAAUCACGUCAGAACUAGAAGAGCUGCAUUACUCAUGCAGCUGCAGUGGUCUAACUGUGAACCAGUCGGGCCUCAGCUUUCAACAGAGGAAAAACAGCUGGAGGCCCCGUCCUCCGAAUCAGCACCAAAUGGACCUGCUGAAGAUGUUAGUCAGUGUGUGUUUGGGCUUCACAGGAAUUAGCCAGAGCCUCUCGAUUUGAACUGUUGUCUGGCAGCAGGUCUGAUUCCCGUUAAACCCGAUUCUUCAUCACGUUCAGAGCCGCAGUCUCACCGACACUGUGUGGAAACGCAUCCUGAAUCAGAGUCCGACAGCAUGUAAAACAGGAAGGUUGGACAUAAAAAGCUGAAUGUGAAAUAUUUUUCAUGAAUCAUUAAUGAUGGUUGAUUCGACAUCAGUCAAAAAAUGUGAGCUCUGCCUCAGUUCUCGGCCUGGAUGUUGAUACCAAACACCAAAAUGAUCAUUUUCUCAGACUUUACUUUGAGACACAGACUUAUUUUUCUAUAGAAGCCUUUAUUUUGCAAAACCUCUGAAAUAUUAAAUGAAAUCCUGCUUAAACAAAUGCAACUGUACAAAACACGUAAAUUACCAAACUGUUUUAUUUAAAUCAGGAACAGUCUCAUCAAUAAAAAGACUCUGACCGGACAUUCGUCUCGACGUUCUUUAAACUCGGAGCUGCAGAAACAUUU